CCUCAGUGCUCGGUGAUGUUGGAUAUGGGAGAGCGCAAAGAGGUGAAAAUGAUUCCUAAAUCGUCGUUCAGUAUAAACAGUUUGGUGCCUGAGGCCGUUCAGAACGACCACCAGAACCACCACAGCCAGAACCAGAACCAGAACCAGCAUCACCACCAGCACCAGAGCCACGAAGCCGAGCAGAAGGCUCCUCCGCCGGCCGCGCACCAGGACGCCAAACCGGAUCCUAAAAGUGACUCCACGAGCCAGGACAGCUGCCCGGAGGACAAGGAGAAGCAGGAGGAGAAGAAGGACGGGAAGGACGGGGACGGGUCCGCGGGGAAGGACGGAGAGAAGAAAAGCGGCAAGUAUGAAAAACCUCCUUUUAGUUACAACGCGCUGAUCAUGAUGGCGAUCCGGCAGAGUCCCGAGAAGCGGCUCACCCUCAACGGCAUCUACGAGUUCAUCAUGAAGAACUUCCCGUACUACCGGGAGAACAAGCAGGGCUGGCAGAACUCCAUCCGGCACAACCUGAGCCUCAAUAAGUGCUUCGUGAAGGUUCCUCGGCACUACGACGACCCGGGGAAAGGGAACUACUGGAUGCUGGACCCGAGCAGCGAUGACGUCUUCAUCGGCGGGACGACCGGGAAGCUGCGGCGGAGGUCCACCACGUCCCGGGCCAAGCUGGCCUUUAAGCGGGGGGCCAGGCUCACUUCCGGGCUGACCUUCAUGGACCGAGCCGGCUCCCUGUACUGGCCCAUGUCCCCCUUCCUGUCCCUGCACCACCCGCGCGCCGGCAGCGCUCUGGGCUACAACGGGACUUCCUCCGGUUACCCGGCUCACCCCAUGUCUUACAGCACCAUGCUCACGCAGAACAUGGGCAGCAACCACACGUCGUUCCCGUCCUCUAACGGGCUCAGCAUGGACCGGCUCGUGGGCUCGGACCUGCCGUACGCGACCCAUCACCUGACGGCUGCGGCCCUGGCGGCCUCCGCGGUGCCCUGCGGCCUCUCCGUGCCUUGCUCAGGGGCAACUUACUCCCUGAACCCGUGCUCGGUCAACCUGCUGGCCGGACAGACCAGUUACUUUUUCCCGCACGUGCCGCACCCGUCCAUGAGCACGCAGAGCGGCACCGGCUCCUCCUUGCAGGCUGCCCGGGCUUCGGCCUCUAAUUCCCCGCAGGCUCCGUCCUCCUCCUCCCUGCCUUGUGACUCUCUGAGGCCGGCUCUCUCCGGCUCUCUGCCGGCCUUCUCCUCGGGACUUUCCGGGGGUUUAUCUGACUAUUUUACGCAUCAGAACCAGGGCUCGACCUCCAACCCGCUUAUACACUAA
This is a messenger RNA of Scomber japonicus (chub mackerel), 1311 nucleotides long. It is a transcript of the gene foxg1a, whose product is annotated as forkhead box G1a. The transcript has a single exon. Lineage: Eukaryota; Metazoa; Chordata; Actinopteri; Scombriformes; Scombridae. Gene Ontology annotation, biological process: regulation of transcription by RNA polymerase II. Bases 16 to 1311 code for a protein of 431 amino acids. Gene Ontology annotation, molecular function: sequence-specific double-stranded DNA binding; DNA-binding transcription factor activity. The record is from RefSeq and is a predicted model, not a curated record. Gene Ontology annotation, cellular component: nucleus.